Messenger RNA from Coregonus sp. 'balchen', 16023 nucleotides. NCBI's taxonomy places the organism in Eukaryota, Metazoa, Chordata, Actinopteri, Salmoniformes, Salmonidae. The record is from the annotation of a GenBank genome assembly.
CUGUGUGCACAUCAGAAGCACAAAUAAUCUCAAUUCAAUUACUUUAUUCACGUAAAAAGACCAAGAUGCGCAUUGCAAGGACUAGAAUUUGAGUGUUUAGGAUUUUAGCUUACCCUAUUUUAGAGCUAUUAUGGUAGAAUCCAUUACCGUGUUGCGCGGGAUCAGGAAAAGUUGUGCAGGCUGCUUAGCUAGCUACGAACAUAGUACUAAUUUGGUAAGCAUUUUACAUUUUCCUAUAGUAAACACCAUUCAGACUGUUUGUGAAUAUGACACUAACAUACACAUAAUAGUAUUCCUUUCUUAACGGUAUGAAUUAGUUCGUUUUGAACUGAGGUCAAAGCUAUAAAGACAGUCCGCAUGUUCAUGUUGUCACCGGAAAAUACUAGAAUGACGGGAAAAGGAAACAUUGUAGCGCAACGCUAGGUAGCUAAAGUUAGUAACUACAUGUUGACAAGCAUGAAAAAGUAUCUACCUGUAAACAUAAUAAUGCACUCUUCAUGGGUCGCGGGAGAUUCGGCAUUAAUGAAUGAAACUGUAUCCGUCCACGUUUCUGUUUGUGUGCACGAGUCGAUGGGCUAAUGCAUGGCAUGGGGGUAAGGGUUAAUGCCCUUGCUACACACCCACACUGUUAUGCACGAAUCAUGCAUGCCCUCUGAGUCGGACACUUGUAGAAUGUUCCCACAUCUUAAACUCAAUUCAGGUGUGCAAUAGGUAGGUGCAUGGUCCUGAAACAUUUUCCCAAUUGGCUUUUUCGUAGGACUACACGCAUUUCAUAUAGCUAUGUUCUUUCUGUGAAUGUAGGCUAAAGUUGCAUUCUGUUUCCAAGUUUGCACUGAGUAGAUGAUCUGUGUAUUAUUAUGUGUCAACAGAGUGCUCUACGUCGCAAGGAAAUGGCUCGGGAUUACAAACCUGGUGAUUUGAUCUUUGCGAAGAUGAAGGGCUACCCUCACUGGCCUGCCAGGGUAAGGCAAUACACAAUCACACAAAACAAGUUACUUCCAGUUACCAUAACGACGUAUGUAGAGCUGGUCUAUAUGGACAAAAAUCCAUAUCGCGAUAAAUUGCCAGAAAUUAUGCAAUAACGAUACAUUUAUAAUAACAUUAAUGUGCACCACAAUUUUGUGUAAAUUAUCCUUUUAAACUACUACUACUAGUUUGAUGGUUGUAGACAUCAAUUGUCCCAUUAACAAUCACCAAUAUUAGCACAAUUAUUUCAUUUCAAACUUCAUAUUUCUCUAGUAUAGGCUACUUAUCGUAAUGAACGAUAUCAGCAAAAUGCCUGCGAUAAGUGAUGGGUAUGAUCGGUGUCGAUAAUUUUCGGUUUGUCGUCCCAGCGCUAACAUAUAGUAAUUUUUCUUUAAUUUCAUGGUAUUCUAGAGUUGUUACUUCCAUUCUAAACUUAUAUUGAACACUUUUAAAGCAGACAUGUUACACAGAUAAUUUGUCAUGCAGGGCAUUUAUUAAAGACGGGUGUUUUGAAUUGUCUGCCAAUCAGAGACUCCUGAGUGGCGCAGUGGUCUAAGGCACUGCAUUGCAGUGCCAACUGCACAAUUGGCUAAGCGCACAAUUGGCCCAGCGUCGUCCAGGGUAGGGGAGGGAAUGGCUGGCAGGGAUGUAGCUCAGUUGAUAGAGCAUGGCGUUUGCAACGCCAUGGUUGUGGGUUCGAUUCCCACGGGGGGCCAGUAUAAAAAAAUGGAUUCACUAACUGUAAGUCGCUCUGGAUAAGAGCGUCUGCUAAAUGACUAAAAUGUAAAUGUAAUUACAUAAAAUGUACAGACUAGGCUCAUCAAUUCCCUGCUCUCUCCCUUUCUACCAGAUUAAUGACUACUCUGAUGGAGCUGUGAAGCCGGCCAACAUGAAGUUUCCCAUCUUCUUCUUUGGUACCCAUGAAACGUAAGAAGUUAGCUAGCUCCCUCGGUCUCACCCAUAUACUACACUACACUACACUACAAUACAAUACAAUACACCCUCUAUCUCAACAAUACACCAGUGCUUGAUAUUGGCAAUGUGUACAAUAUACAAACAUCAGCUUGAGCACCAGAAAAGCAUCUAUGCAUUGACUUUCCUCCUCUAUUGCAGUGCAUUCCUAGGCCCCAAAGAUGUAUAUCCCUACCUGCCCAAUAAAGAGAAGUAUGCCAAGCCUAACAAGAGAAAGGGCUUCAACGAAGGCUUGUGGGAGGUUGAGAACAACCCGAAGGUGGAGCUGAAUGGAGAGAAGGUUUGUUUUAUCUCCUCUCUUUUGUCACCAUUGUCAUUUUGCUCUGGUUCGUGUUCGUUAGGGCACACAACGGAAGACGUUAUGCAACAGAAAAUGAAUAUGAGCGUUCAGCCUGGCUUCAGACCCAAUACGAAAUGUACUUUACAUAUUUCUAAGCACCUCCAAGACGUAUGAUACCUACUAAUGGUCUAGUUACUUUAGACAGAAACAAAAGCGGGGAGGAUGGGCGGGCCUAAUCCGUGACUGUCUAGGUUGCGUGUUCGAGUCGCGCCAGGGACUGUAGCAUUUAAAAGGUGCAGCGAAAUGCUUAUGUGCUAGCUCCCUCAACAAUGCAGUACAUUAAUCAAUUUACUUCCAUUUGGUGUCUAAUGAACAUGCCCCUGGAGUUUUCUAUGGAGGUGGGGGGGGUUGCCCUAAUGGUUAAAGGGGCAAUCUGCUAUUUCUACAUCCAUUUUUGGACUGUUAAAUAAAUGAAAUAUAGCCAUUGAUUCUUGAAGAAUAUAACUUAUAAAUGCCUCAUGAGCUUAGAUCAACUGUCAUACCCCAUCAGAACCCAAAAUAUAACAAAGUCUAUGUAAACAAACACUGUAUAGUUUCAAAAUAUGGUUAAAUCUAUCAUUUGGAUAUUAUGGAUGGUCAGUCCUUGUCUAUGAAUGCAAGAGUGGUAAUAUUCUAUUUCUCAAGGCCCAUCCCUCAGCUGUUUACCAAAACAAGUGAUGGGUGACAACGUUUUGUUAUUGUUUCAACUGCGGAUUGCCCCUUUAAGGUUAGGUUUUGGAGUUAAAGUAGUCUGAUCCUAGGUCUGUGAUUUAGGAAUGUUUUUUUUUGGCAACAUGUUUGGUUUUCUUUCAUUAGCAAAUGAUGCUGUCGGAUAACGUAACGGAGAAGGACUCUGACAGUAACCCAGAAGGGGACGAGGAGGGAGAUUAUGAGAAGAGGAAGAAACCCAAAGUAGGCUAACCAUUCUACCAUAGAAGUAGAAUCAAUUAUUGCAUAGUUAAUUCUAUUUAUAUGGACUGUGUUAUUCACGUGUAAGAAUACUGACUAACCUCACUUUCUUGACUAGCACCAUGCCUACGUAACAUUGAAUGACGUGCGCUCUUGUACCAAUGUCUGUCUGCUGUUGAUGUUGUCUCCUUUUGCCAAUGGUACAGUGCUUUGUGUCGUAAUACCCCAAGAGGCAAACCAUUGGCUGUGAAUUGACAAUGAAUUGGGAAAUGUUAUUUUUGAGGGGGGGGGGGUGUAUGUUACUAGUAUUUGACCAGAGUUGUUUGCCCAAGCUGAACCCCAAUUAUGUGUGGAAUUGUCUAGGAGCGAAGGACUGAAGUCAAGGGAGAGAGGGGGCCCAACUUCUCUCUCUGGAUAGCUGUCAAUUGGCCCAACUAAAUAACUAACCUAACCCCCCAUACCCUGGGCACUGUGUGUUUGGUGUGGUUACCCAGGUGUCGGGGGCUGAGAGUGAGGCUGGACAGGAGGAGGAUGGUGAGGAGGAGGAUGGGGGCAUGCAGGUCUCUGAACAGAGACAGCCCCAGGAUGUACGUACUGUUGCAUGAUGGGAUAGGUGACCCUCCCACCCCACUUAGGGAAAGCAUGAUGUGGCACCUGGUGAUUUUCAUUUUAUAGUUGUUGAUUUUUGUCCCUAUUGUUACCAUUGGCUUGCACGACUACGCAUUGCAAAGGUGUAAGGUGAUGGUUUGGCUCCGUAUCCUCCCUCUGUUUCUUAGCUAGCCUGGUUUUUCUGUUGGUAACAAUAGUAUUUUGAGGAGUGUUUUAGAACUGUGCCACAUAACUACAGGGAUGGGUAGGGGUAGGUAGGGUUAUUUCCUUGUAGUGAAUGGUGAGAAGGGCAAAGAGAGAGGAGUUUUCAGUACCUGUCUAGGAGGCCUGUAAGUUUAGUUUACCAUGGAUAUGGAUAGCGGUGUGAUUGUGUCCUUAAAAUAACCACUGUCAUUCAUUUUAAACAAACCUGGGCUCUCACUAUGGGGGAUCAUGCAAAUGUUGUGUUUAGUGAGAUUGGGCAUUCACCAUAAAAAAUGUAAAUAAAUCUGUGCAUUUUUUUGGGUGAAUUAGAUGUGGUAUGUUCAAAAUGUAAUUUGCAUGAACCUGAAUGAUUGAAUCCUCCCUUUCCUUCACACUUCUCUAAAGAUUUGAUGUCCUAGACUGUUUUUCUGAUUCAACAUUGACAUGCCUAGGCCUGCUUGUUGAUCAGUGGCAUGUGUUGCUCCCUCCCUUGCUCCUUGGGUUGUUGUUAUCAAGCUUUUAAUUGGGGGGCUGAACUACAGCAAUUCUUAUCAGUUAAAGCAACGUAUUUAUGUUUUAUUUUUGCAUGGCAUUCAAUGUCGCUCUGGAGAAAGGUAAGGUGCUCUCUUGCCCCAAUGACUGACCGUUCACUUGAUAGGAACUGUUCUGGGAACUACACUCUUGCCGGCUGACUUGGUAGGUGUAAUACAACAGUAAUCCACUAGAUGGGGCUGAAACGCUAAACUUUCCCUUGUUUUAUGGCAAGGACAGUUGGGAUGGAGUUAUUACUAUACAGAUGCAGUCAAAUAUAUUGGCACCCUUGCAUGACUCACUUUCUUCUAAAAUAAGUUGACAUUGAAAAAACAUUUGGUGUUUACAUGUGCAUUUGUUUGAUUUACAACUGCACAGGACAAAACAAAAACAAACAAACAAAAUAUAUAUAUAUAUAUAUAUAUAUAUAUAUAUAUAUAUAUAUAUAUAUAAAUAAACUGAAAUUUAGAUUUUUAACCUAAGUCAACAAAUGGCCUUAAAUUCUAAAUAAUUUGGUUGGAGGCAAAGAUUCUGGUUUACUGUGUAAUUGAUCUCACCUGUGGUAAAUUGCAGAUGCCUACAUGGUAAAAAUAUCCAUUCAACCACGUUUAAAAGAGAAAGCAGAACGUUCUACUCCAUUACAGUAUAGUGUAAAGUGCAAGGGCUGCCAAUAUAUUUGACUGCAUCUGUGUGUGUGUUAUUUUUCUAGGACCCCACACCAAAGGAAUCUACAGACACUCCCAAACCCAAGAGAAGAAGGAAGAAAAAGGUGUCCCAUAUCCUCAUGUAUAACAUGAAUGAACUCAGUCGAGACAUAAUGCAGCUGACAUACAAUACAACUUGUCGAUCACUUUGAAACUAAACUCGGUGUCUUGCGUUCCGUGUCUCUUGUCAGAGUGAUGUAGAGGCCGACUCGGAGAAAGAGGACACUGCCAACAGUCCCACAUCCAGCCCUCAAGGUACAGCGUCUGUCAAUGCAACCCUCGACCUUUCCCGCUGUUGUAGGUGUUGUGAGAGUGUAUGUGUGUGUGUGAGCAAGACAUCAGUCCUACCUCAGGCACUCCUAUUAUUUUGUCAAAGGGUAACACAACAACCACAGUAAUGGAAAACAGCUUGCAUGGCUCUCAUAUCUGGAUUGGGACAGUAGUGUCCUUCUCAUUAUGAUAACUGAUGAGGACUAACAACUACAAACUCUAUGACCUGUAAAACAUUUGGAUCCUUUGUGCUCCCUAUGUGUUCCUGUGUGUUCCUGUGCCCAGGCGGAGAGGGCCCCACUCCUAAGCGGCGAGGCAGGAAGACCAAAGCUGAGAAGAUGCUCCUACUCCAGCAGCAGGACCCCCAGGGCUCAGGCAGUGACAUGUACGGUUGCAUAAUGUGGUUAUGGUUCGUCUGUCUGUCUUACCUGCUGUUAUCUCCUGUAGAGGCCUCUUCAGCAGGCUUCUCCUUGUCCGACUCCUGCUUCUUAUCAUCACCAUUAGACAAGCACACAUACAAUAAGAGCAAAUGUGCAUUUACAAGAACAAUAAAUGUCUUCAUUGCACAGGUGUAUUUUAACAAUUUCAGUUAUAUGUAUCUAAUAGAAUCUCUAUAUGAGACACAUCCACUGAUUUAAAGGAUCCACUAGUAAUCCAUAAUUAAUGGGCUGUUAAAAUACUUUGUCAGAAAACAACAGAGGAUCAACACUACUGUAGCUACCGUUGAACAACAUUGCUUUGACUUUCUUGGGUAAAAAAAAAAAGUCCUAAAAGACGUUUCUCUCCGAUCAGGGACACUGCUGAGUCAGAGAGAAAGAGGAAGAGGACGCCGGAAGACAAGUCCAGGAGAGGAGAGCAGGAGAAGAGGCCUGAGGGGAGGAGAAAGGAGGAGAGCAAAGGGAGGAAGGACCCUGACGCUAAACGGAGGAGACAGGCCAAAGAGGAGAGCUCCUCUGACUCCUCUGACCAGGAGGUGGGUGUCCCACGACCAGACAGGGGUGGUGUCCCACGACCAGACAGGGGUGGUGUCCCACGACCAGACAGGGGUGGUGUCCCACGACCAGACAGGGGUGGUGUCCCACGACCAGACAGGGGUGGUGUCCCACGACCAGACAGGCUGGCAAAUUCUAAUUCAGAUACUGUUUCCACUAUAUGGGGGGGUUGCCAGUAGUUGGUACCUUCCAAGUACCCAUAGGGUUAAAGGUGCAUGUUGAACAUUUGCUCCAGCCUAGUGUAGCAUACAGUUACACAGUGAUACCAUGUCAUGACAAACGGUACCAGCCAAGCAUAUCUACAUGUAUGAACAUCCAAUCAACAUCUCUUUCUCCACCCCGUUAACCAAUGUAACCAUCAGAAGAGCAAGCGGCAGCAGCCCACUCCGACCGAGACGGGGGACAAAGACGAUCAGAAAGAGUAAGGUGACCCUCUGUCCACCUGUCUGUCUGUCUCUGUCCACCUGUCUGUCUGUCUCUGUCCACCUGUCUGUCUCUGUCCACCUGUCUGUCUGUCCAUCUAUCUACCUGUCUGUCCAUCUAUCUGUAUCUGUCUGUCCGUCCACCCAACACUCACCUUUCUAUUUAGUACCCCACAUGAGUUCCACAUCACCCCACAGGGGCUCCACAUCACCCCACAGGGGCUCCACAUUCUCAAUGACUAGUGAUAUAUUUUUUACUGCUCCGUCUAAAAAUGGCGCCCGACGUGAUGGUCGUUUGUGUAGAACACCAUGUGUCAGAGGUCACUGUGACAAGAUGGCAGGGUCAGGGUUUAUGUCGAAUGGUAGCCGCAGCGGGAGGACAGGGCAAUGACAGAAUUGGAUGCCAGACAUGAGGGUCAUUCCAUGUGCACAGGUCACAAGAGGCCUGCACAACAGGGGUCAACUGUUCUGGAUGGGGGGGGGGGGGGGGGGGAUUGGGUUCCCUGUUCUGUACAUCCAUCUCAAAUUAUCUCCAGUUGACAUGUUGAUGGAAUUUCCAGUGGUGCUACUCUUAAAACGACUGGCAGUUCAGUUUGGUUGUGUGUACAUAUGAGGUUUUUGGUUAGUCGUUUGCAUGUGGACUUCAAAUUGAAUUGACGUGUGACCUGAGUUGAUUUGGUGCGUUAAUGGUCUUAUGUGUUUCUCUAUCAGGCAAAAAAAAGAGGAUGGGAAAAAAGUGGAUGAAAGGAAAGGUGACAAGAAGAAAGGUGAGUUUGUGUAUUGGUGUUUUCUCGUGGACAUUGUGAAGAUCAUUGCUACUAGGCCUAGUUAUCCUCUGUGGAGAUUAGGUCAACUCUGGCUUUCAUGACUGAUGUCUGUUUUUCUUCCCUUCAUCGCAGAGAUAUCGACAGAAUCGAGGCUGCAGAGGUUGCAUGGAGAAAUCAAAAUCUCCCUCAAGAUUGACAACCCAGUAAGUUCAAGACUGCCCCUGAUCAGGGGUACUCUGACCCUACGAGGUGCGGAGCCUGGUGGUUUUCUGUUCUACCUGAUAAUUAAUUGCACACACCUGGUGUCCCAGGUCUAAAUCAGUCCCUGAUUAGAGGGGAACAAUGAAUGCAGUGGAACUGGCUUCGAGGUCCAGAGUUGAGUUUGAGGGAUCUUGAUCUUAGUUCUUGUUUAUUUAUUACUUUUUUUGUCAGACCUUUGCAAUUUUGUUUAGUAGGCUGUUACUCACCUGGUUGAAGAAGAUAAAUGUGUGUGUGUGUAGGAUGUGAAGAAGUGUCUGGUGGCGUUGGAUGAGCUGGGUAUGCUGCAGGUCACCACCCAGCACCUGCAGAAACACUCAGAGCUGAUAGCAACACUCAAAAAGGUAAUGUCCCUGUCAGAGCUGUGUCCCAGAAUGCAUGUAAUGACCCUGACUGCUGGGGUUUAUGGUUGAGGGUAGCGCUUCCCCUACAAAGACGCACACCUGCUGCCACUUAGCCCUCACCUUCUGCUUAGGUCGUCACAUUAUAAGAGUACAUAAGAACAUCUGCUAAUUGUAUACAACUGUGGGUGCAUGUUAUCGUGUGCAUGUUUACGGGUGAAUAUUUAUGUGCAUGCAAACUUUUAUCCCCCAUGUACAUGCUGCUCUUUGUUGCCAGAUCUGGAGGUUUAAUAAGUUAAAUGCUAUUGAUAUUUUAUCCAAAGUGACUUAGACAUUUGUGCAUACAUUUUACGUAAGGGUGGUCCCGGGAAUUGAACCCACCAUCCUGGCGUUGCAAGCGCUAUGCUCUACCACCUGAGCUACAGAGGACCACCUAUAUCUCUUGUAUUUACUGUAUGCUCUCCAUGGGUGGCCAGAUCCGGAGGUUCAAGGCCAGCCAGGACAUUAUGGACAAGUCCACCAUGCUGUACAACAAGUUUAAGAGCAUGUUCCUGCUGGGGGAGGGGGACCAGCUGCUCAGCCAGGUGCUCAACAAGUCCAUAGCAGAGCAGAAGCAGCAGGAGGAGGCCAGGAAGGGAGUCCAGAAGAAGGCAGAGCGGGCCAGGGAGAACAACACAGGUACUGGGAGGGAAGAGGGACUGGGGCUCUGUUCCUAUAGCCACACUAGCGAACUGCACACUGGCUAACUGCAAACUUAGUAAAGCCAAGAAUGGUGCUUUGAAGAAGGCCAGCAGGUCAGGGAAAACAACACUGGGAAUGGGACUGGGGGAGGGGGAAUGGGGGUCUUGUGGAGUGGGAGAUAAGUGAUAAAUGUAAUGGAGGUGGGUUGGUGACACUACUUACUGUAUGUCUGCACCUAGAGCUAAACCCAAGGCUUUAGCUCAGUGGGCUAAUGCAGUUUUGAGUCAUGCGGAACACUGUGGUUUGAUACCUGAUCAGUCACAAUAGCUGGAUUUAGAAGUUGCCCAAAAGCACUGGUCUCAGAUCAGAUUAGCCAACAGAAUCCUUCAGAAAGAUGAAGAAAUAUUACCCAGUAUCUGUGGUUAGGGUCAACGCUCUACAUAUUCCUCCUUGGGAAUCUGAUGUGAUGAGCAUCAACUCAAACAUUCCAGAUUCAGAAGGCUCGGUGUCUUUCUCAGUGUUCUGCAAUGCUCGUUGUGUGGCCUGUGAAAUAUCCUGUGAAUUUAUGUCCAUACGACUAAUUGUUUGGGAGAAAAACUCUUCACCAGCCAGUAUAGAGAAAGGGUAGAUAAAGACCAGACCGACUCUGAGACUUAAUAGAUAUGUGCCUUUUUGUUUAGAAUAUUGUUUUAUUACAUUUUUUACAUAAACAAUUACUGUGGGAACAUAUUGUGAUGAAAGGCAAACAGUCACUUAGUAUAGGUAGUUAAGAGCGUAUCCGCUCUUGGCUCAAUGCCAAACUUGUGAUAUGCACACGUGAAUCUGACUUUCGUAUAAGUCAGGCGGGGACAACAUUAGGAGAAUUAGCUCAAAUUCUAGUUAUGUGCACAUAUCGGGUUAGGAUUUGACACUAUUUAAUCAGGUAUGGUGGGCCAACUCCGAACUGGAAAUACACGCAACUUUUGCAUAAAUCAUCAUGCUUUGUCAAUGGGAGAUUCAUUCGCAUGAAAAUUGGAGUUAGCGUUGUGCUUUCAUUCCUGUAUGAAAAGAAUAUUGUCUACUGAUCAUAUAGGCUUUGAGGUUCUGGUCACCUCAUUGGCCACCCUUUAUGACCGGUUAGGCCAUGUGCGUAGAAUAAAGCCUUGUUCACACUGCAAGCCUUAAUGCUCAGAUCGGUUUUGUUUUUUAAAAUCCAUUUCGGAAUACUGACUGUCCAAACAGCGAGUUACAUGUGACCAAAUCGGAUUUGUGUGUGUUCAGACAGCAGUCAUUUGCUGACAUGGCAACGCUAGUUGUCAUAGUAACGAUGGGUGGUGUUGAUUGGUGGUGGUGCUCAUGACGUGCUUCCUAUCACUCCGGAAGUGUAGCAAGCUAAGGUGACAACAAUGCCUGCCAUGGACAUUUUCCCAGUUGCUUUGAAUGUUCAAAAUCAUAGUGUUAGAACUAGGGUUGUGGAGGGCAUUAAAUUGUCAGCCGGUUAUUGUCGUGCAAAAGACUGCCGGUCUCACGGUAAUUGACCGUUAAUUAACAAACACCUUUAGCAUCUCCAUGCCUCCACACAUACAAGCCACUGAUGCACCCUUUAAGAAAGUAUAAUAAAUCAAUUUAAUGUACACCAUCACAAAAAAUCCAUUGUUGUAGUCAGGUCUAAAGAAACAUGAUAUGAAGAAAAUGUAUUUCAGAAGAUCUAAAUAUUUGUUGGCCUACUGUAGGCCUAUGUUAUCUGGCUAUGCUCCAUGCCAUAGGCUGUAGGCUUGUUCAUUUAGCUGACAACAUAUAAAACAAGUCCCGUCGCAUUCUUUUAUUUUAUAUGAUUUUAUAGUAAGAAUAAUAUAAUUGAACUUUUUUUUUCUUGUUUGUUGUUGUUUUUUUGUUAGGGGGUAGAUCAGCUUUAGUAUUGCAGAUUGUAACUUCCAUCAAUGUAAUUGUCUGCAUCACUUCCAAUCCCCCAUAUAUAUUUUUUGCAUAUAUACAGUACCAGUCAAAAGUUGGGACACACCUACUCAUUCAAGGGUUUUUCUUUAUUUUUACUAUUUUCUACAUUAUAGAAUAAUAGUGAAGACAUCCAAACUAUGAAAUAACACAUGGAAUCAUGUAUUAACCCAAAAAGUGUUAAACAAAUCAAAAUAUAUUUUAUAUUUGAGGUUCUUCAAAUAGCCACCCUUUGCCUUGAUGACAGCUUUGCACACUCUUGGCAUUCUCUCAACCAGCUUCAUGAGGAAUGUUUUUCCAACAGUCUUAGAGGAGUUCCCACAUAUGCUGAGCACUUGUUGGCUGCUUUUCCUUCACUCUGCCGUCCGACUCAUCCCAAACAAUCUCAAUUGGGUUAAGGUCGGGGGAUUGUGGAGGCCAGGUCAUCUGAUGCAGCAUUCCACUCUCCUUCUUGGUAAAAUAGCCCUUACACAGCCUGGAGGUGUGUUGGGUCAUUGUCCUGUUGAAAAACAAAUUAUAGUCCCACUAAGCCCAAACCAGAUGGGAUGGCGUAUCGCUGUAGAAUGCUGUGGUAGCCAUGCUGGUUAAGUGUGCCUUGAAUUCUAAAUAAAUCAGUGUCACCAGCAAAGCUCCCCCACACAAUAACACCUCCUCUUCCAUGCUUUACGGUGGGAACUACACAUGUAGAGAUCAUCCGUUCACCCGCACCGCGUCUCACAAAGACACAGCGGUUGGAACCAAAAAUCUCAAAUUUGGACUCCAGACCAAAGGACAAAUUUCCACCGGUCUAAUGUCCAUUGCUCGUGUUUCUUGGCCCAAGCAGGUCUCUUCUUCUUAUUGGUGUCCUUUAGUAGUGGUUUCUUUGCAGCAAUUUGACCAUGAAGGCCUGAUUCACACAGUCUCCUCUGAACAGUUGAUGUUGAGAUGGCUGUGACUUGAACUCUGUGAAGCAUUUAUUUGGGCUUCAAUUUCUGAGGCUGGUAACUGUAAUGAACUUAUCCUCUGCAGCAGAGGUAACUCUGGGUCUUCCAUUCCUGUGGCGGUCCUCAUGAGAGCCAGUUUCAUCAUAGCGCUUGAUGGUUUUUGCAACUGUACUUGAAGAAACUUUCAAAGUUCUUGACAUUUUCCAUAUUGACUGACCUUCAUGUCUUAAAGUAAUGAUGGACUGUCGUUUCUCUUUGCUUAUUUGAGCUGUUCUUGCCAUAAUAUGGACUUGGUCUUUUACCAAAUAGGGCUAUCAUCUGUACACCUUUACCUUGUCACAACACAACUGAUUAUCUCAUAUCUUAAGAUGGAAAGAAAUUCCACAAAUUAACUUUUUAAGGCUCACCUGUUAAUUGAAAUGCAUUCCAGGUGACUACCUCAUGAAGGUAGUUGAGAGAAUGCCAAGAGUGUGCAAAGCUGUCAUCAAGGCAAAGGGUGGCUAUUUGAAGAAUCUAAAAUAUAAAAUAUGUUUUGAUUUGUUUAACACUUUUUUUUGGUUACUACAUUUACAUUUUAGUCAUUUAGCAGACGCUCUUAUCCAGAGCGACUUAGUUAGUGCAUACAUUCUUUUUUCAUACUGGCCCCCCGUGUUAUGUGUUAUUUCAUAGUUUUGAUGUCUUCACUAUUAUUCUGCAUUGUAGAAAAUAGUAAAAAUAAAGAAAAACCCUGGAAUGAGUAGGUGUGUCCCAACUUUUGACUGGUUCUGUACAUACAUACAUACAUACAUACAUACAUAUAAAUAAAAACAUAUACAUAUCCUUUAAAAAUAUAUAUUUUCCUUUAUUACUUUCUAACCCUACCACCCCUCCCCUAAUUGGAGUAAACUAGUGAACAACAAUACUUAGGCCCUCUACUUCCAGCUUAUACAUACUAAAUACAUUUUAUGUACACAAUUUUACAAUAGUUCUAUUUUGUUUGUUUUUACUCCUGAACUUCCUCAAUCUCUCUGAUAAUUUUCAUGAUGUCCAUCCGGUUAGCUUCUAUAUGCCAUAUCUUUCUAACUGUGCUCUUUCACAAAAGUUCUUAACCUAUAAUUAUUGAACUUAGCUGAAUAAAAUAUAAAUAAUAUUUUUCCCAUUACGGAGCGAGUGCGCAUAUGAAGUGGCUAUGUUGAGCAUAAAAGUGAUCAUUUUGAAACAGGUCCUAUAUGCUAGAUAGAGUUAUUUGGGAACUUUAGUUGCGAAUGAUACAAACCUUAGAAUGUCUUAGAAAUCAAAACGGAUAUCGGCUGCAUGGUGUGACUACAGGCUAUUGAUGAUUUGAGAAAGGAACAAAAAAAGCUGUUCCUUGCCCCAGUCUGCACAGCUGUUCUCUCAUCGAGUGGUCAUAUUUUCACACAUCAGACUACUCUCAAUUUAAUCUUGUCUUUACCUAAUAUGUAAAAUGUGUUUAGAUUUAGAAUGGCCCAUUAUCAAAUGGGCAUGGGGGGAAAAAGACAUAAUCCAUAUGUACUCAAAUAGCGAAUGGAGGCCGCGCGCUUUCCCACCAGUCCGUUUUGUAGGGCUACUUCAGGUUUAUAGCGGAGCAUGUGUUUUAAUAUGAGCAGCUGAGAAAUAAAUAUAAGAACACUUAUUUCACUCCACGCCUCAACCACUGCCCGGGCUCAUAUGCAUAAGCUCUAGUAUGCUUAUUGGAGUUUUGAAUUCAUCUCACCUUUAGAAAGCGCUAAGGUUUCAUUGUUAGGCUUUGGAACAACAUCCCCCAAAACCAUGUUUAAUACUGUUCAAAUUGAUCAUCACAGUGAAGUGAGUUUUAAAAGUAAGAUAGGCCUGCUGUUUUGAUAAGUGCUUGAUGUGAUUUUCAGUUGCAUUUGUAUCGAUGUCAGUGGUUAGAGGGACAAUAGAGCCCUGAGUAACAGGCCAUUAGGACCUGAUGGUAGUUAGCAAGUUGGAUACUACCAAAGCAUGUCCAGAUUGCAUAAAAGGAGAUUACCAUGGACAGUCACAUGGAAUUUUAUUGCGGUCAUGACUCAUGACGGCCGGUGUGGGGGUAAUAUGGGUGACCCCCUAGUAAGAACACCUUUUAAAGUCUCAAGGUAUAUAGCCACAGCAGUCAACUAGCUAGCUAGGUAGCUGUUUAGCUUUCUAGCACAUUCACUCAUUUGUUUGUAAAUAAUUAACAAAAUAGUUAGUUGCCACAUGGUCUUGUUUAAACUGUCAACAGAUUAGCAGCAAGCAACAAGAUAUGCCUAAUAACAGUCUAACAACCACUUAAGCGGAAAUAAAUCCGAUUUGACUGUUCAGACAAGUCACAUGGCCAGGGAUCAGAUUUUAAUCUGAUUUCAAACCACAUACGAAGGUGGUUUGAAAUCUGACUUGAAAUAUCUGAUUCAAUGUGAUUUUUGGUUGUUCAGACUGCAGGAAAAAUUACAGAUUCUAAUCAGAUAUGUAAUUUGUAUUUUUAUUUUAUAGGAUUGGAGUCAUUUCAAACUGCCAAUGUGAAUAAGGCUUAAGAGUAAGAUGCCACAGCGGCCUUACCACCAUAGAAUUAUAUUUCUGUGGUUCCCAUAACUUUUUAUGACUGGUCUGUAGGCACUAUGCCCUUUUUUUAUGAUUGGCUCAGUAAGUGUUAACACGAUCAGGAGGGUUGUGUUAUAGUCGGGACCACAUCCGUACUACCAGGCAUUUCCAAUGGAUGGAAUAUCAGAUUAGUCUCCGCCUGGCCAGGGUGCAGGCAUGAGUGUGUCACAUGUCAUCCCCUCCUGACUCCUCCAGGAGAUUUCAGUGUUAUGGGUCGUAAAAUGAGAGCUAGAAAAAUAAUGAUGUGUAUCUGGGCAAGAGGCUGGGUGUCUGUUUUUGGAUGAUGUAUGCAGGCUAAAACUGAAAGUGUGUGUGUCUGCGUGUGCGUCUGUUCCUCACGUUGUGUGUGUCUCUUGCUCUAGAUAAGACUAAUGGUGACUCCAGUCCUGAUGAUAAGAAGCAGGAGUCGGACAAGGAGAAGCCUGCUGAAGAGGCCUCUACAGGAGAUAACAGCAGGUAAGACAGACCGAUGGACUGUAUGACGGACAGACAGACGGGGGCCAAUGAGUUCUGGGUGUUUUGGAGUGCUUGCUCACAACAACAGACUUAACCAGAGCCACCAGACCUACAUGUGCAUACGCCGUUGACGAAUGUCCUCCAUCUCACUCUGUUCACUGUAUCUCUUUGGGUCUCAGUAGGUUUAAUGAACAAGAAUUCCUAAACCAAGCAAAUGUUCACACAAAAAUAAAUGUAUCAGCAUUUGUCAGUUUGCUAGUUAUAUCCCCAUUUGUGUUUGUAUAACUUCUAUAAACGUUCUUAACUGCACUGUGUGCUAGUUGCCGUCCCAUUUCAUAAUCCCUUUACAUGCAGUGUAGUGAAGGCCCAAGAGGAAUCCACCUGAUGAUGAAGAAACCUAUCUGACUGACUGAACUGAAGGGAAUGUUGGUGCUGCUGACCUGAACUCACUGCUCCUGAGUCCUGACUGAUCUGUGCUGCCACCACUUGCACACACUAGUCCAAACACCACCAAUCAGAGGUUAACUCCUGUUGCUAUGACUACAUGUCCAUUUCAAAUAGUACAAAUCCAGGCUCUUUUCUGGUUUGCACACCCACGUCCUUCUAAACCUUACAGAGCAGUGUCUUCCAUAGUCUUAUUUUAGAUUUCUUUUAACGAUUUAACUAUGGCUGUUUUUAAACUGAUGGUAGUAAAAAGUGGUUCCAUAAGGAAGAUAUAUUGUUAGUUUAAUACAGGCAUAUCUAACCCAUCCCUGACCUCAGAUUGUUUGUUUAAACGAUUCUACUAAGUGAAAUGUUGACCGUAUCAUGUUUGAGAAGGUCAUGGCAAAAAUGGAGUGGGUCAACGAAGCUGUAUAUUCUGUUUUAGAAUAUUUGACCAGAUAGUCUGUUUUUAGAAUCACUUAAUGUUUGACAUCCCAAUAUCUUUCAGUUCAACUCAAUUCUCCCAAUUAUACAAGAUGGAUGAUGUAUGGUAAGACUACAUAUACGGUAGUUACUGGUAGAGGAGUCUUUGUAUUACUUGUUAGUUUAGUAAAUGUAAUCAAUACUGACCAAUAUUACUCCUAGAGUAGGUGUACAUAUUUUUUUCCGAAUGUUCUUGCACAGAAAGGAAAUACUACUCCAGUGUGACAGUUUAUUUAGCCAAUAAAGUGCUUUUCUUUUUCUCGCACACCCACAUUUAAAUGUGUGUUUAAGUCCUCCAUUUU